Molecule: messenger RNA, 2143 nt
Organism: Lethenteron reissneri (Far Eastern brook lamprey)
Lineage: Eukaryota; Metazoa; Chordata; Hyperoartia; Petromyzontiformes; Petromyzontidae
Gene: NANP
Product: N-acetylneuraminic acid phosphatase
Biological process (GO): N-acetylneuraminate biosynthetic process; dephosphorylation
Molecular function (GO): N-acylneuraminate-9-phosphatase activity
Source: RefSeq, a predicted model, not a curated record
AAAUUGACACAGCGCACCGGCAUAGCGCGAGGGAGUGGAGCAGGAGCAGCCUCAUUGCAGCCAGAAGGAGGAAGAAGCAGCAGCAGAGGCAGCAGCAGCAGCAGGAGGAGGAGACGACUGCGAGAAAGAUGGACCACGUAGAGGGAAUCAUAUUCGACCUGGACAACACUCUGGUGGACACGCAGGGAGCGGAUGUCAAGGCGUACGAAAAGAUCCGCAAGUUGCUGCAGUCGGAGCGUCCGGGCCGUGACCCGGAGCCGGUGGUGUCUCACUUCCGCCGCGCGCUGGCGCUCAUGCCCAGCGACCCCGACGCGUCCUUCCCGUCCACGGACGCGUGGCGCAGGGAGUUGUGGGCCCGCGCCCUGCUCGCCGACCUGCCCUCCGACCCCGUGGCCGCCGCCGCGCUGGCGCCCGCCUGCUUCACGCUCUGGAACACGACGCGCCUGCAGAACAUGCGACUGAGCGAGGCGGCGCACGCCAUGCUGCUGAGGCUGCGCGCCAGCGGCCGCUACCGCCUGGCGCUGCUCACCAACGGCGACGGCGCCACCCAGCGCGCCAAGGUCGAGGCCUGCGGCUGCGCGGAGCUUGUGGAUGUCGUGGUGUUCGCCGGCGAGCUGCCCGAGGAGAAGCCGGCGCCCUCGGCGUUCCACGCGUGCUGCGGGCUGCUGGGCGCCAGCCCCUGCCGCUGCGUCAUGGUGGGAGACAGCCUGGAGUGCGACGUCCGCGGGGCGCAGGCGGCCGGCUUCGCCGCCGCCGUGUGGGUGCGCGGCCCCGUGGCUCGAGAGACGAUCGUCGACAGGGACGGCGGCGAGGGAGGUGGAACGCGCUGCCGCAGGUUCCCGGUGCGCUCCGUUGUGGAGCUGGAGGACGUCCUGCGGGAGUUGGAAGCGGGGACGCCGCGGCCGUGAGCUGUCGCCGGAGGUCAUAGGUCUCGGUUUGCCGACCCGCGAGCUGCGACGGACGGUGCGUGCGUCACAGUUUGCGGUGUCGAGUCGUUAUGGGGCAGACAAAGCGGUCAUGCGUUCUAAUUCCGCUGACCUUUUUUUUUUAAUCCUCACCAUUGCGUUUGCAUAGGUGCGACCACCACCACCACCAUGCAUUAUACAGGUUCCAUUAGGGCUGCGGUGCUGCACUGUGGGCAGCAGAGGGUGGCGGCCAUUGCUGUAUUGUACACCCACGGCUGUGCUCCUCACGUUCUACCAACUCGCACUGACCAGCUUGGUGACGUGGGGUCAAGUAAUAAGCCACAUGACCCGCUUGCUGUGGGGAGUCCCUCUUAUUUCGUUUUGGAGCUGGCCGGAUUGGUGGUGUGGUUGAACGUUGUGAGUCAAUUCAAAUCGCGGACUCGGGCCAACUCAGCCCAUCGUUGCUUCACGGCCGAUACGUUGAUUAGUGCCACUUUGUGUGGUAAUUCAAGUGGCCAUGGGGAGGCUGUGACCCCCUCCAUAGGGAUAUGGAAUUUCUACCACUGGCUCAGGGUUUUUAAUGGACAUGACCACUGACUUGUCCCAAGGCUCAUUCAAUGUGAACCGAGGAUCUCGAUGGUGCUGGCUCAAUACUGUGGCACGGGCAUCCGCAACAGGCACCCUCAGCCACCCAGCCAUGUCCACAUACAAAGCAAUAAUGCGCUCCUCCCGACCCAGUCACCCAGCAACCGAGCUGAUUGUUUAUCUUAACGUGUAACGUAGCCGUUGGUUGAAUAGUUUUCAACCGUAGUCUUUGUGUGUGUGUGUUCAUCUUUGUGUGCUCAACGGUACGUGUUUGUGCAUCUGCUUCAGAGCUGAGCUAUCCGAUUACAUGAAUUCAUGAUUACGACACCUUUUAUCGAUUUAAUUACUAAUUGGAUGGCACGAAACUAUUUUGGAGGGCGGUGGUUGAAAGUUUCAACUCUUACUGUCAAAGAUGUUGUACGGGAGGUGAUGGAUGGGCUUUGGUGAUGGCAUUGGCACCAUCAAGCACGCCACGCUAAGCGUGGCCUGGAGGGGGUUUCCCACCUUCGGUCGGUACGUCGUUGGGGGGGGGGGGGGCGCACAUUUUUAAGGGAGGCGCAGGUAAUGAACCACGUAUAAAGUAAAUUUCGAUUUAAAGCUUUCGUGACUGCAGGGAUUCAUCUUCUUGGUUUUUUCGGUAAAGUCACGUAGAA